ACAGCUUCCUAACCUGGAAUAGUCGGCAAUUUCCACGAUUAAAUAUCUUGAUUUUCGGAGCAGAGCGACGCUUAUUUCUAUCAGAUUCACGAAAAAACGUUGUAUAUUUUUGUAAUUAUGUAUGCUGAACAAAUAUGUAUCGGAUAAGAAAAAAUAUUGAGUGAUACAACAAUAAUUGAAGACUGAUAAUGGCACAGAUAUCCAGCAAUAUUACUACAAUGAGAUAUUGUCCACCAAACAUAACUUUUACCAAUAUUUGGAUAGACCAUGGCGUGUCUAAAUGUUUCAUGGAUACUAUCUGUACUAGUAUAAUUUUUUUAUAUUUAAUUAUAUUUGGAUCGAUCCAACUUUGGAUAUAUCGCAAGUAUGGAACUGACACUGACGAAAAUACAUUACCAAAAAGCAAACUAUAUAAAUUACAAAAAUUUGUAUUGUAUCUUGUCCCCAUUUUAAGUGUAAUAAGAAUAAUUUUACAAGCUACAGUCUUGGAUGAUGGAAUGAUCUAUGGAUAUAUGAUAUUAACAACAAUAUUGACAGUCAUUGUUUAUCCAUACUCAAUUUAUAUAUUGAAAGUUGAAAGACAUAAAUUGUUGCCAAGCGUGCCACCACAUGGUCAUGGAUUAGUACUACUAGGUUUUUGGACAUUAGCAUUUGUUGCUGAAAAUCUUGUUUUAAUUAAUAUUGGAAAGAUUGAAUGGUGGUUCCACUUGAAUUCCUUGACAGAUCAAAUCGAAAUGGCUCUAUUUAUUUUGCGAUAUGUUAGUAACUUGUUGAUUUUUGCUCUUGGCUUACGGGCUCCUGGCAUUGCUAACAUUUUUGAUUCUGAUUAUCGUAUGCUUAAUGAUGACACAGUUACACGAUCACGAUAUUAUCAAAGAAGAUCAGAUAAUACUUCUACAUGGAAAAAUUUGUGGUACAAAAUUAAAAUUUUAAUGCCAUUUUUAUGGCCAAAGUCAGAUUGUUUACUUCAAUUUAGAGUUAUAUUUUGCUUCACGUUGUUGAUAGCUGGACGUUUGACAAAUCUUUAUGUACCAAUUUAUAAUAAAAAAAUCGUAGACAGUGUUACAACUGUUCCUGUGAAAUUUAGAUGGGAUAUAAUAUUGAUAUAUGUAACAUUAAAAUUUCUACAAGGUGGUGGUACAGGAGGUAUGGGUGUGUUGAACAAUUUAAGGUCCUUUCUCUGGAUUCGUAUUCAGCAAUAUACUACUCGUGAAGUGGAAAUAGAAUUAUUCAGGCAUUUACAUGGAUUGAGCUUGCGCUGGCAUCUUGGAAGAAAAACUGGUGAAGUAUUAAGAAUUAUGGACCGUGGCACAGACUCAAUCAAUAAUUUACUCAAUUAUGUUCUUUUUUCAAUUCUACCAACUAUUAUUGAUAUUAUUGUAGCCGUUUUGUUUUUCAUCAGUGCAUUUAAUAAAUGGUUUGGUCUCAUCGUUUUUACAACUAUGGCUCUUUAUAUAGCUGCUACAAUUGCGAUUACGGAAUGGCGUACAAAAUUUCAAAGACGUAUGAAUUUGGCCGACAACGCACAGAAAGCACGCAGCGUUGAUAGUUUACUGAACUUUGAAACGGUGAAAUAUUACGGUGCUGAAGCAUACGAAGUGGACAACUAUAGGAAGGCGAUUUUAGAUUUCCAAGUACAAGAAUGGAAAUCAAUAAUUACACUAAAUAUCUUAAAUUGUUUGCAAAAUAUAAUUGUCUGUAGUGGAUUAUUAUUCGGAUCGCUAUUAUGUGUACAUAUGGUUAUCUCCCAUCAAGGUUUAACAAUUGGCGACUAUGUCUUGUUCGCUAGUUAUAUAGUACAACUUUAUGUACCACUAAAUUGGUUUGGUACAUAUUAUAGAGCCAUUCAAAAAAAUUUCGUCGAUAUGGAAAAUAUGUUUGAAUUACUUCGGGAAGAGCAAGAGAUAAUAGAUGCACCAGGGGCCCAACUAUUGGAUGUCAAGCGUGGACAAGUGGAAUUCUCGAAUGUAUCGUUUGGUUAUACUUUUGAGAAACUUGUGCUUAAAAAUAUCAGCUUUAUCGUACCUCCAGGAAAAACAAUGGCACUAGUUGGUCCAUCUGGUGCUGGAAAGAGUACCAUAAUACGAUUACUAUUUCGCUUUUAUGAUGUAGAUCAAGGCGCCAUUUUAAUUGAUGGACAGAAUGUGAAAACUGUUAAACAGGAGUCUCUCAGAAGUAACAUAGGCGUUGUACCACAAGACACAGUUUUAUUUAAUAAUACUAUAAGAUAUAAUAUUCAAUAUGGUCGUAUCGAUGCUCCAGAAGCAGAUGUAAUUGCUGCUGCAAAAUAUGCAGAUAUUCAUGAAAGAAUUCUCACAUUUCCAAAUGAUUACGAAACACAGGUUGGCGAAAGAGGUCUUCGGCUAAGCGGUGGUGAGAAACAACGUGUCGCAAUUGCACGCACAAUAUUAAAGGCGCCAAAGAUAGUCCUGCUCGAUGAAGCUACAAGCGCUUUAGAUACGCAAGCGGAGCGUAAUAUACAAGCAGCAUUAAAUAGAGUAUGCGCUGGUCGAACUACUAUCAUUGUAGCUCAUAGAUUAUCUACAAUAAUUCAUGCGGAUGAAAUUCUCGUCUUAAAAGAUGGUGAAAUCAUUGAAAGAGGCAAACACGAAGAACUGAUUUCACAUGAUACUGUUUAUCAUGCAAUGUGGCAAGCGCAGCUUGAAAAUAAUCAAGAAAAUAACAAGAAUGAAAAAAAUGUUGUACAUGAAAGUGAUACCCUAAUUAGUAAUAAAGAUGAAUAA
Molecule: messenger RNA, 2744 nt
Organism: Cyphomyrmex costatus
Lineage: Eukaryota; Metazoa; Arthropoda; Insecta; Hymenoptera; Formicidae
Gene: Hmt-1
Product: ABC transporter ATP-binding protein/permease Hmt-1
Exons: 11
Coding region: 189-2744 (851 amino acids)
Biological process (GO): heme transport; transmembrane transport
Cellular component (GO): vacuolar membrane
Molecular function (GO): heme binding; ATP binding; ATP hydrolysis activity
Source: RefSeq, a predicted model, not a curated record